Brachypodium distachyon (stiff brome) is the source of this 1354-nucleotide messenger RNA. RefSeq names its product cysteine protease XCP1. The transcript has 2 exons. Lineage: Eukaryota; Viridiplantae; Streptophyta; Magnoliopsida; Poales; Poaceae. Gene Ontology annotation, molecular function: cysteine-type endopeptidase activity. The coding region runs from base 63 to 1133 and encodes 356 amino acids. The record is from RefSeq and is a predicted model, not a curated record. Gene Ontology annotation, cellular component: lysosome.
GCAUCCUCUCAUCCAUCUUGCAACAAACCAGCCAACACUUCCAUUCCAGGCAUCGAUCAAUCAUGGCUUCUUCUGCUUCUCAGAUGAAGCUCUCCCUUGCUCUUCUCCUCCUCUGUGUCGGUGCUUGCGUUGCUCGCAACAGCGACUUCUCCAUUGUCGGCUACUCCGAGGAGGACCUGUCGUCCAACGACAGGAUCAUCGAGCUGUUCGAGAAGUGGCUGGCCAAGCACCAGAAGGCGUAUGCGAGCUUCGAGGAGAAGCUGCACCGGUUCGAGGUGUUCAAGGACAACCUGAAGCACAUUGACAAGGUCAACCGUGAGGUGACCAGCUACUGGCUCGGCCUCAACGAGUUUGCCGACCUCACUCACGAAGAGUUCAAGGCAACCUACCUGGGCCUCGCUCCUCCGGCGCCGGCUCGGGAGAGCCGUGGCAGCUUCAAGUACGAGGAUGUCAGCGCCGAUGACCUGCCCAAGUCAGUGGACUGGAGGACGAAGGGCGCAGUGACAGAGGUGAAGAACCAGGGGCAGUGCGGAAGCUGCUGGGCCUUCUCGACGGUGGCGGCGGUGGAAGGCAUCAACGCCAUUGUCACGGGCAACCUGACGGCGCUGUCAGAGCAGGAGCUGAUCGACUGCAGCGUCGACGGCAACAACGGCUGCAACGGCGGCCUCAUGGACUACGCCUUCUCCUACAUCGCCUCUAGCGGCGGCCUGCACACCGAGGAAGCGUACCCGUACCUCAUGGAGGAAGGCAGCUGCGGCGACGGCAAGAAGUCCGAGUCUGAGGCUGUGACGAUCAGCGGCUACGAGGACGUGCCGGCCCACAAUGAGCAGGCGCUGAUCAAGGCUCUCGCCCACCAGCCCGUCUCCGUUGCCAUUGAGGCCUCCGGCAGGCACUUCCAGUUCUACAGCGGGGGAGUUUUCGAUGGUCCGUGCGGCACACAGCUGGAUCAUGGCGUGGCUGCGGUUGGGUACGGGUCGGACAAGGGGAAGGGCCACGACUACAUCAUCGUGAGGAACUCGUGGGGCGCCAAGUGGGGCGAGAAGGGGUACAUCAGGAUGAAGAGGGGCACAGGCAAGGGGGAGGGCCUCUGCGGCAUCAACAAGAUGGCCUCCUACCCAACCAAGGACAACUAACUGAUCCAACUACAAUGUCCCAGAAGCUCAAAAUGCUGCAUCCAUCCAGAUGAUAAACUGAAGAUUCCAGGCCAUCCCUUCCAAAGUUGUUUCCCCUGCAAUUUCCCUUUGUUUUUUUUUACUUUGUGUUCUCAUCAUUCAACGGUUUUCUUUCGGUUUAAAACAACGGAGAUGACUUAGUGGAUGGAAUAAUAAACGUUUCUUUUUCAAUCUUCUGUUGA